This is a messenger RNA of [Torrubiella] hemipterigena, 1723 nucleotides long. The record is from the annotation of a GenBank genome assembly. NCBI's taxonomy places the organism in Eukaryota, Fungi, Ascomycota, Sordariomycetes, Hypocreales, Clavicipitaceae.
AAGAGACCCCGUAGCUGUCACUUCAACAAAAAUCACCUCCCCCAAUUGACGCCGCAACCUCCUCUGCCCGACAUGGAGCGUCACGCGCAAGCCGUCGGCAAGAUCGCCACCGCUGUCCGCGGCUUCUUUGAGCGGCGAGAAGCCUACCGCAUCUUCCACGGCUCGACAAACAGCACCCGCCCGCGCCCCCGAGGCGGCGUCGUCGAUAUUAGCAGCCUGUCCAACGUCCUCUCGGUCGAUCGUAGCGCCCGAACAGCGCUUGUCGAGCCCAAUGUCCCCAUGGACCGCCUUGUCGAAGCAACACUCAAGCACGGCCUCGUGCCCCCCGUCGUCAUGGAGUUUCCCGGUAUCACAGCUGGUGGCGGCUAUGCGGGUACAGCCGGCGAAAGCAGCUCAUUCCGCCACGGUUUCUUCGACGACACCAUCAACUAUGUCGAAAUGGUGCUUGGAAACGGCGAGGUUGUCAAGGCGUCACGCACCGAGCGCGAGGAUCUGUUCCGUGGUGCUGCCGGAGCAGUCGGCACUUUAGGCGUCACAACCAUGAUGGAGCUCCAGCUGAUCCAGGCGCGCAAAUUCGUCAAGACAACAUAUCACCGAACGAGCUCUAUUGCCGAGGCUGUCGCGAGAGUCAAGGCCGAAACCAAGAACCCAGAAAAUGACUACGUUGAUGGUAUCCUCUUCUCCAAGGACCACGGUGUCAUUGUCACGGGCACUAUGACGGACGAGAAGCCCGCCGACAAGCCUGUCCAGACUUUUAGUCGUGCCAAGGACCCGUGGUUCUACCUGCACGUCCAGGACCAGACCAAGGCGUUGCCGUCGGCGGGCCCUACCGUUGAGAACUCGGCGCCCGCCGGCUCGGUCGUCGACUACGUCCCGCUUGGUGAAUAUCUAUUUCGGUACGACCGCGCUGGCUUCUGGGUUGGUGCACAGGGCUGGAAAUACUUCAAGUUUGUUCCAUUCAACAAGUUUACGCGCUGGUUCCUGGACGACUUUAUCCACACACGCAUGAUGUAUAGAGCACUCCAUGCCAGUGGUGAGUCUGCUCGUUUUGUUGUCCAAGAUUUGUCGCUCCCAUACGACAAUGCCGAAGCUUUUGUCAAUUACACCGCCGACGAGUUCAACAUUUGGCCUCUGUGGCUCUGCCCUCUCAAGCACACGGUCCAGCCAACGUUCCACCCCCAUACUGGCAUUACUGAAAGGUCCGCAGACGGCACCAAAGAUGAGCCGGCGCAGAUGCUCAACAUUGGCCUCUGGGGCUGGGGCCCUGAGGACUUUGAGGAGUUCGUGGUGAAAAACCGUGGCCUAGAGGAUAAGCUGGAAGAGCUUGGUGGUCGCAAGUGGCUCUAUGCGCAUACAUACUACCCAGAAGACAAGUUCUGGAAGGUCUAUGAUCGUCCGCAUUACGACGCGCUCCGCGAAAAGUAUCACGCCACAACAUUACCAAACGUGUACGACAAGGUCAAGAUUGAUGUCGAGGCCAACCGUCUUAAUCGCCAAAAGCUUCGUCAGUCGGCUAAGGGCAAAUGGCCCGUCGGUGGUUUCUACGGUAUUUUGAAAUCCAUCCAAAGCAAAGACUACUUGCUGCACCGCAACGCUGAGUGGAAAUACAAAGGCGAACGGAACUAAAUCCAGUCCGGUCCAAGAGGUUCUGUAACAUAGAGUGGCGGCAGCCGGGCCAAGGUAAAACAUGUACAAUUAGAUCACAAAAGGAAAUGUAACUAUU